Molecule: messenger RNA, 426 nt
Organism: Staurois parvus
Lineage: Eukaryota; Metazoa; Chordata; Amphibia; Anura; Ranidae
Source: the annotation of a GenBank genome assembly
AUGAAACGGAAAUGCAAAUGCCACGGCACUUCGGGAAGCUGCCAGCUGAAGACCUGUUGGCAGGUGACCCCUGAGUUUCGAACGAUUGGCUCCGUCCUGAAGGACAGGUUCACAGUAGCCACCCUCAUAAGGCCCCACAACAGAAACAAUGGGCAGCUGGGCCAGCUGGAGCAGACGCAGGUCCCGUAUCGGAGGCGGUCGCCCGAUUUCUGCGAGCAGGAGAUGCAUUUGGACUCGGCGGGGACGCAGGGGCGGAUAUGCAACAAAACCAGCCCGGGGAUGGACAACUGUGAGAGCCUCUGCUGUGUGGCGUGGCCACAACAUCCUGCGGCAGACGCGCAGCGAGCGCUGCAACUGCAAGUUCCACUGGUGCUGCUAUGUGGUGUGCGAGGAGUGCCGCAUCACAGAGUGGGUGAGCGUGUGUAA